UAGCGUACGCGAACGUCAAAUAGCUAUACACAAAAAAAAGUUUGGUAUAAUCGGCUACUCGACUGUACUCGCACACUAUAUAAAAGUUGGUACUAUCUCAACAAGCCUCCUCCCUUCCAAAUUCCAAUCUAAAAAUUUCCAGAAACCCCAAAUUUCUCUCUCCUGCCAUCUCGGAUCAACUUUUCCUCACCAUUCGCUUUCAUUAACACAGAGCUAAGAACAGUUCCGGAUCACUGGGUUUUUUUUGCCGAUUUUUAAAAAAUGGCGGGAUUAGCAGCAUUGCCCCAGGAAUUGAGCCAAGAUGUUGUUGAUUUAUUGAACCGGACAGAUUUGGAUCCGACGGCCGUGGUUUUCGAUCCGAUUCCGCCUGUUGUCGUCACCAGUAACGGCGGCGAGAAUGGUGUGGUGAAGAAGAUGAAGACUGGUGAAAAUGGGGAGAGAGAGAUUGUUAUGGGUCGGAAUAUUCACUCCUCCUGCCUUGAUAUCACAGAACCCGAGGCUAACGAUGAGGUUACCGGCGAUAAGGAGGCGUAUAUGGCGGGCAUUUUGGCUAGAUACAGGCAGAGUUUGCUUGAGAGGACUAAAUAUCAUUUGGGAUAUCCUUACAACCUGGACUUUGAUUAUGGCGCUUUGAGUCAGUUGCAGCACUUCUCGAUAAACAACCUUGGUGAUCCAUUUAUCGAGAGCAACUAUGGUGUGCAUUCCAGGCAGUUUGAAGUGGGUGUUUUAGAUUGGUUUGCGCGUCUUUGGGAGAUCGAGAAGGAUCAGUACUGGGGAUAUAUUACAAACUGUGGUACAGAAGGAAACCUUCAUGGUAUCCUUGUGGGGAGAGAGGUGUUUCCUGAUGGAAUUUUAUAUGCCUCAAAAGAGUCACACUACUCGAUCUUUAAAGCUGCACGCAUGUAUAGGAUGGACUGUGUUAAGAUUGAUACAUUAUCAUCUGGGGAGGUUGAUUGUGCCGAUUUUAGGACCAAGCUUCUCCAGAACAAAGAUAAACCAGCCAUCAUCAAUGUCAACAUAGGAACUACUGUAAAAGGAGCUGUUGAUGAUCUUGAUCUUGUGAUACAGACUCUUGAAGAAUGUGGCUUCCCCCAUAACCGAUUCUACAUCCACUGUGAUGGUGCCUUAUUUGGUCUCAUGUUGCCAUUUGUUACUCGAGCGCCUCAGGUAACAUUCAAGAAGCCAAUUGGUAGUGUAAGUGUAUCGGGCCACAAAUUUGUAGGAUGCCCAAUGCCCUGUGGUGUACAAAUAACAAGGAUGGAUCACAUCAACACAUUAUCAAGUAAUGUGGAGUAUCUUGCUUCAAGGGAUGCAACAAUCAUGGGUAGCAGGAAUGGCCAUGCCCCUAUCUUUAUGUGGUAUACAUUGAAUCGAAAAGGAUAUCGUGGUUUCCAAAAAGAGGUUCAAAAGUGCCUACGAAACGCCCAUUACCUCAAAGACCGGCUUAGAGACGUUGGCGUUAGUGCCAUGCUCAACGAGUUAAGCAGCACCGUCGUGUUUGAGCGGCCGAGGGAUGAGGAGUUUAUCCGGCGUUGGCAGCUCGCUUGCCAAGGGGAAAUAGCUCAUGUGGUUGUCAUGCCUAGUGUUACAAUUGAGAAGCUUGAUACUUUCCUUGACGAGUUGGUGGAGAAACGUUUAAGUUGGUUUAACGAUGGUGGUAACCAGCCACCGUGUCUUGCAUCUGAGAUGGGGAAGGAUAACUGCGCGUGCCCUCUGCAUUAGUCAGAAAUAUUUGCUUGCUUUCUUGCUUGCCAAGUUGAGUAUAAUUUCAUUCAGAAAUAUUUGUAUUUCUUCUUCUUCAUGCUUGGGCUGUUCUACUUAAUCUACAUAGUGGUAGAUUACCUAUUUCAUGUGGCAUAAAUAAUGUGGUGGAUUAUACUAAGUUUUCGUAAGAACUCGAGUAUAAUUUCAUUCAGAUUUGCUUCCAGCAAUGUAUCGUUGUUGUUGUUGUUGUUGUUGUUAGUGCAUUUACUGAUGUUUGUAUUUCUUCUUCA
This is a messenger RNA of Spinacia oleracea (spinach), 1994 nucleotides long. Its product is annotated as serine decarboxylase. Lineage: Eukaryota; Viridiplantae; Streptophyta; Magnoliopsida; Caryophyllales; Amaranthaceae. The record is from RefSeq and is a predicted model, not a curated record. The coding region runs from base 262 to 1722 and encodes 486 amino acids. The transcript is spliced from 6 exons. Gene Ontology annotation, biological process: carboxylic acid metabolic process. Gene Ontology annotation, molecular function: carboxy-lyase activity; pyridoxal phosphate binding.